UCAGUGCGUGUUGCGCCGAAUAGCUUCCCCUUCUUCCUCUUCUUUUGCACGUUGCUGACUGCGUGCAGCCGAGGUUGUGCUGCCGACACGGUGACAUCUGUCCGUGCUAGAGGUGACCCGUCCAUCUCGUUCCGCCAUGACAAAGGAGGAGAACAAAGGUACGGCCGAGGACCAGGCCCAGUCAAAGAAAGCUCUCAAGAAACAACAGAAGGAAGCCGAGAAAGCCGCUAAGAAGGCAGAGAAGCAGGCCAAGUUGGCUGCGGAACAGCAAGGAGAAGAAGAAGAGGACUUUGCCAAAGAUAGAUAUGGUGUCUCCACCAUGAUCCAGUCACAAGAUAAACCAGAUCGGGUCUUGGUGAAAGUGAAGGACCUGACUGUACAGAAGGCUGAUGAGGUUGUGUGGGUCCGAGCCAGGGUUCACACCAGCCGAGCCAAGGGAAAGCAGUGUUUUCUAGUCCUGCGUCAGCAGCAGUUUAACGUCCAGGCGCUCGUGGCUGUGGGAGACCGCGCAAGCAAACAGAUGGUUAAGUUCGCUGCCAACAUCACCAAGGAAAGCAUUGUCGAUGUGGAAGGCAUUGUACGCAAGGUGGAUCAGAAGAUCGAGAGCUGUACCCAGCAAGACGUGGAGCUGCACAUUGAGAGGAUCUAUGUGAUCAGUGCGGCUGAGCCUCGUCUCCCGCUGCAGCUGGAGGACGCCAUGCGGCCCGAAACCGAAGGAGAAGAGGAUGGAAGGGCAACUGUUAACCAGGAUACACGGCUGGACAAUAGAGUCAUUGAUUUACGGACGUCUACCAGCCAAGCCGUGUUCGGCCUCCAGUCGGGAAUCUGUCAGCUUUUCCGAGAAACUCUUGCAAAAAAAGGUUUCGUGGAGAUUCAGACCCCCAAAAUAAUUUCAGCCGCCAGCGAAGGAGGCGCCAACGUGUUCACCGUUUCGUACUUUAAAAGCAGCGCGUAUCUGGCGCAGUCCCCGCAGCUGUAUAAGCAGAUGUGCAUCUGUGCCGACUUCGAGAAGGUUUUCUGCAUCGGGCCAGUGUUCCGAGCUGAAGACUCCAACACCCACCGGCAUCUGACCGAGUUCGUCGGCCUGGAUAUUGAGAUGGCGUUCAAUUACCACUACCACGAGGUGGUGGAUGAGAUCGCAGACACCAUGGUUCAGAUAUUCAAAGGCCUUCAGGAGAGGUUCCAGACGGAAAUUCAGACGGUGGGCAAGCAGUUCCCCAGCGAACCGUUCAAAUUCCUGGAGCCCACGCUGCGGCUGGAGUACACGGAAGGAGUGGCGAUGCUACGGGAAGCUGGCGUGGAGAUGGGCGAUGAAGAAGACCUUAGCACUCCUAAUGAGAAACUUCUGGGGCGUCUGGUCAAAGAGAAGUACGAUACAGAUUUCUACAUCCUGGAUAAGUACCCUCUGGCCGUGAGACCCUUCUAUACAAUGCCGGAUCCUCAGAACCCGAAAUACUCCAACUCCUAUGACAUGUUUAUGAGAGGGGAGGAAAUCUUGUCCGGGGCUCAGAGAGUUCACGAUGCGCAGCUGCUUACGGAAAGAGCGCAGCACCAUGGAAUCGACCUGGAAAAAAUCAAGGCUUACAUAGACUCUUUCCGUUUCGGAGCUCCUCCUCAUGCUGGCGGCGGGAUCGGUCUGGAGCGCGUCACCAUGCUGUACCUGGGUCUGCACAAUAUCCGUCAGACUUCCAUGUUCCCGAGAGACCCCAAGAGACUGACCCCGUAACCGACCCUCUCGCUGUGAUCUGAAAUCACCCGCUAGCGGCCAGUCACCCCAGAAUCUGCUGUAAUGUUUUGUACGGAAAUAACCUCACCCUGUGCAAUAGUUUUUAACAGAACGUUAAUGUUUGGUAAAGAAGCUUGGAGCGUAACAUUGUAACCGUAAAUCCUGCCAUAAAUCGCAAUAAUAACACGGUAACUACACGAGCCGUAGAUAGCGGCGGUGACGGCCGACAGCUUGUCUUAAAAACAUUGAAUAAAACCUAGUGUUACAUUAU
This is a messenger RNA of Spea bombifrons (plains spadefoot toad), 1997 nucleotides long. RefSeq names its product aspartyl-tRNA synthetase 1 (gene DARS1). Bases 137 to 1726 code for a protein of 529 amino acids. The record is from RefSeq and is a predicted model, not a curated record. Gene Ontology annotation, cellular component: aminoacyl-tRNA synthetase multienzyme complex; cytosol; cytoplasm. Gene Ontology annotation, molecular function: ATP binding; RNA binding; aspartate-tRNA ligase activity. The transcript is spliced from 18 exons. Gene Ontology annotation, biological process: aspartyl-tRNA aminoacylation. Lineage: Eukaryota; Metazoa; Chordata; Amphibia; Anura; Pelobatidae.